AAACGCACUGAUGCCUUGAAUUGGACUAAUGUGGGCUGCUUUCCAUGCAGUAAUAAUUAGGCGCCUUGGAGCUGGCGAUGCUCUUAGCACUUCUAUGCGCACGGUCGUGAACUUUUCUUCGGGGCUAGCAUACAUACCACCCAGGUUUCGUGGUGUUGCCUGUAACGCUAAUAACUUUGCAAUGGCAGCGGCCGUGGACCUUCGUGAGCAAAAGCAGCUGGCAAGGAAGCAAGUAAAGCUGGCGCUCCGCGAGCUGACGCCCAGCCAAAUGAUGGAUGAAAGCGCUCGCAUUGGGUCGCGUAUACUGGAGCUCAAGCCUUACCUUCAGGCUAAGACCCUAGGCAUUUACCUUCACUGCGCAAAGCUCCGGGAAGUGGACACCACAGCCAUCCUUGAAGAUGCGCUGCAGCAAGGCAAGCGCAUUUACGUGCCAGUCGUAGAGGACAAGCAAAGCAACAUGAAGCUCCUGCAUCUGGACGACAUGGGCUGCCUGCAGUGCGUUCCUCCCUUUGGCAUCCUGGAGCCUGCUGCGAGCUACACGGACGGAACUCCCCGUGAAGACCUGAUGAACAGCGACAUGCACCUGGAGGUGCUGCUGAUGCCGGGACUGGGUUUCGACCAGGCUGGAAGGCGGCUGGGGAGAGGAGGCGGGUACUAUGACAAGAUGGUUUCGGGGCUCCGGCGGCGGGCACUGGAGGCUGGCCGCGAGGCACCCUUGCUGGUUGCUUUGUCGUACGAGGCGCAAAUGCUGCCCGCCGUACCGGUGAGCGAGUACGACCAACAAAUUGACGUGUUGGUGAGCGGCGCUGGCGGUGUGGUUGGCUGCUCUCAGCGCGGCUGCAAAGCCAUCGCCACGGCCAACACGGCCUGACACCUACCCGGCCGCAUCAUCAUCACCUAGCCUCUCGAGAGCCCAUGUGGGCCUUCAGGUGGUUCUGGGGCGGUCCCUUGACCCCUCCGUUUGAACUGCCCUUCCAGUUGAGGCACCAGAACCAGUACCGGUAGCCAUUCCCCUUUGACGUUUGACUUUGAUGGAUUGUGUGAGUUGGGACAUCUGGGUGGGUGCAGAAGGGUGUUCAGAGCCGUGACGAGCGAGAGCGUUGAGAGCUGUGACUGGUGACGUGUGCGAGGUUUCCUUAAGAAACAGACGGCUUGUCGAGGAAUGAACGGGGGUUGUGCAACAAACCUCCGCCGUUGGCAAGCGGCUUGUCAUGGGGAGACGGCCUUGUACCUCAUCACUGUGCUGCUGGGGUGACGUUGGCGUGCGGGGUGGGGGGUUAGGGCAUACCGCUCAAGCUAAGAGGAGGUAGUGAGGGAAAGCGUUUGGGCGCCCGGCUUUCAACCAACUGGUCAGGACGCAAUGAUAUGCUAGGGGUGACUUGGGGCUAAUGACCGGUGACUAGAGGUUCUAAAGGUGUAGCAACUUGGGGAUGUACAAGCGCCCUCCUGCUAUGAUUCUGGCACGGGCAUGUGUGUGUUUGGGUGCGAAUAGGAGGGUCCUCAUGCCACUGCUGGUCGAUGGUGAUGACGUUUGGGGCCUGUCUGGGGCAUCAAGUUUCGGGAGCAAGGGAUUGCGUGUGGUGGUCUGUGAGAAUGGACUGCAAGCGCGCCGGCAUAAAUGCUUUGCCGUCGCACGCUUUUGAUCUUGCUGGCUGCGCCUAGCUUCCGUUUUACAGUGAACAGCAGUGUGCUCAUUCCUUUGUUGGUCAUCAGCGUCAUAUCCAUGCAUGCUGGCUCGCGCUUCGCUAUCACACAUCGGACGGUUACUAGGUUACCAUCGGAAUGGCAUAUGAGACUAUGACGACAUUAAUCUUACUGCAAUGAACUCAGAAAGCAUAGGAGCGCGCAUGGUUUUAGGCUCAGGGAAGUUAAAGAAAGUCUGUCGACGGGCAGUUGGCGAUCCAG
This is a messenger RNA of Astrephomene gubernaculifera, 1905 nucleotides long. The record is from the annotation of a GenBank genome assembly. NCBI's taxonomy places the organism in Eukaryota, Viridiplantae, Chlorophyta, Chlorophyceae, Chlamydomonadales, Astrephomenaceae.